AUGGAGUAUCUUCAUAAGAAACUGGACGGGCUGAGUGAAAAUCUUGAUUUUAACUUCCACAGCAAGUGUGAGAAAUUGAAGCUUGUGGAUUUAAGUUUCGCUGACAACCUUCUGCUGUUCUCUAUGGGUGAUAAAGUUUCUGUGACGAUGAUGAUGGACAUUUUUUCCAGUUUCUCACUGUCCAUAGGCCUGAAAGUAAACCCUAAUAAGUGUUACCUUUAUUGUGGUGGUAUGUUAGAGGGUGAGCAAGAGGCAAUCAUGAAGAUCACUGGAUUAUGCAAAGGUAAUCUUCCAUUCAGGUAUUUGGGGAUUCCGUUGUCGAGCAAAAAGCUGUCAAACAAUCAAUGCUUGGUGCUGGUGGAUUGUAUUGUUGCAAAACUUAGUCAUUGGAGCUCUCACAUGUUAAGCUAUGCUGGCAGAGUCCAGCUGGUAAAUAGAGUUAGUUUUGGGAGUGUUAAUUACUGGCUUAGCUGUAUCCCGCUUCCGAAAGGCGUCAUCAAAUGUAUUGAAGCUAAAUGCAGGUCGUUUGUCUGGUCAGGUAAAAGUUCAAUUACUCGCAAGGCGCCUGUUGCGUGGGAGAAAAUGUGUUUGCCAAAGAACCUCGGUGGUAUUGGGAUUAUCAAUUUGCAGGUUCCGGAUGAAAGACUUGUACUUGGGCUAUCUGAGUCACUUGCCAAAAGUGGAGUGGAAGGGCCUGGUGUGCGGUAUACCAAAAGUGUGUGGGAGAAUGUUCUUCGGUGGAUGCAGGUCCGGCAUGGUCCGCGAGGCUGGAAUGAGGAGAUGGCUUGGUUGAUAAAGAUAUGCAAGAGUAGAAAAUGGCGUGGUCACAUUGUGAAGAUGGCCAUUGCGGAGGUGAUAUACGAGACAUGGUGGGAUAGAAAUAUGGUUGUUCAUAGUAUAGAAAAUAGUAAUAGAGAUACUACAAAGAGAGUUAUAGAUAACAUUGUUUACAGGUUAUGGGCGUACCCUAAGUAUAGAGAAAAAUUAGAUCUAAUGUUGAUGCCCUAG
Messenger RNA from Vicia villosa (hairy vetch), 1008 nucleotides. RefSeq lists its product as uncharacterized. The coding region runs from base 1 to 1008 and encodes 335 amino acids. The record is from RefSeq and is a predicted model, not a curated record. NCBI's taxonomy places the organism in Eukaryota, Viridiplantae, Streptophyta, Magnoliopsida, Fabales, Fabaceae. The transcript has 3 exons.